Nerophis lumbriciformis (worm pipefish) is the source of this 1221-nucleotide messenger RNA. The record is from RefSeq and is a predicted model, not a curated record. Lineage: Eukaryota; Metazoa; Chordata; Actinopteri; Syngnathiformes; Syngnathidae.
AUGCUCUUGUCCAACGCAAGCCUGCGAUUCUGCGCGAGCUUCAACAGCGCCCUGCACGCCGAGGAAGGGCACCUGGACCCGGGGGGCGGCUCUCAGCGCUCCACCCUCACUCCGACAGGGAAUCUCAUCGUUGCCGUGUGCUUGGGCUUCAUCGGCACUUUUGGACUUAUGAACAACUUGCUGGUGCUGGUCCUCUACUACCGCUACAAGAUACUGCGCUCGCCUAUCAACUUGCUCCUGAUGAACAUUUCCAUCAGCGACCUGCUGGUGUGCGUCCUGGGGACGCCGUUCAGUUUCGCGGCCAGCACGCAGGGAAGGUGGCUCAUUGGCACCAAGGGAUGCGUGUGGUACGGCUUUGCCAACUCUCUCUUUGGCAUUGUGUCCCUCAUCUCUUUGGCUGUCCUCUCCUAUGAGCGCUACAGCACCAUGAUGACCCCCACUGAAGCGGACUCAUCUAACUACUGCAAGAUCUGCCUGGGCAUCUCCCUCUCUUGGGUGUAUUCCCUCAUCUGGACUCUGCCUCCACUUUUUGGCUGGAGCCGCUAUGGUCCAGAAGGUCCAGGGACCACCUGUUCAGUGAACUGGAAAGCCAAGACUGCAAAUAACAUAUCUUACAUCAUUUGUCUGUUUAUCUUCUGCCUCAUUGUUCCACUGUUGGUGAUCGUGUUCUGCUAUGGAAAGCUGCUAUGCGCCAUCAGACAGGUGAGGGGGGUUAAUGUGUCGAUGAGCAGGAAACGGGAGCAGCGAGUCUUGUUCAUGGUGGUAAUCAUGGUGAUCUGCUACCUUUUGUGCUGGCUGCCUUAUGGUAUAAUGGCCCUUUUGGCCACUUUUGGACCACCUGGGCUCGUCACGCCUGAAGCAAGCAUCAUUCCUUCGGUCCUGGCAAAGACGAGCACAGUCAUCAACCCGGUGAUAUAUGUCUUCAUGAAUAAACAGUUUUACAGAUGCUUCCAAGCACUAUUACAUUGUGAGGAUCCUCGGCGAGGCUCCAGUGUGAAGAGCUCAUCAAAGGUCGCCACCAAGCCGAUGAGGGCCGGCGCAUUGACUGGUCCUCGUUGUACAAACGACUUUCUGAUCAUGGUAGCUUCACUAGGUCAGCCAGCUGCUGCAAUACCUCAACUGGAAGCUCCCCUCGAACCGACGUUUGACGUUACAAAGGCCGCUUCUUCAGACAUAAACCUACCUGUUGUUGUGUCCCUAGUGGACCACCUUAAUGGUUGA